Dendroctonus ponderosae (mountain pine beetle) is the source of this 823-nucleotide messenger RNA. RefSeq lists its product as uncharacterized. NCBI's taxonomy places the organism in Eukaryota, Metazoa, Arthropoda, Insecta, Coleoptera, Curculionidae. The transcript is spliced from 4 exons. The record is from RefSeq and is a predicted model, not a curated record. The coding region runs from base 66 to 761 and encodes 231 amino acids.
AUAAAUAUUGGUGUAUCAGUAACUAAGUCACUAAGUUAACCAACAAUAGAUAGACAAACCUAACAAUGAAUAUUUCCGUUAAACUAGCGGUAAUUUUUUGCAUAAGCAUUAGGAGUGCGUUUGGGCAUGGGUAUAUGUACAGUCCAAUUAAUCGAGCCUCUAGAUGGAGAUUAGAGCCGACCAAUUGGAACAUCACUCACAACUACGAGGACAAUCAGUAUUUCUGCGGCGGCUUUGCAGUGCAAUAUAGUGAAAACGAGGGUAAGUGUGGCCCUUGUGGGGACGAUUGGAGCGAUCCAGUUCCUCGAAGCAACGAAAAUGGAGGCACUUAUGGAAACGGUGUAGUGGUGGCUUCAUAUUUAUCCGGCAGCCUCAUUAAGACUGAUAUCCGAAUAACAGCCAAUCAUAGAGGGAAUAUUUCCUAUCAGUUGUGCGUUUUAAACGACACUCUUCUGCCGGAAACAGAAGAUUGUUUCCAGCCAGUGCGUUUACUGGAUGGGUCGUUUUUCCAAAAAAUAUCCAGCGAGGAUUACAAUGUGACCAGCUACAUAAAAUUGCCUCUUUGGUUGACUUGCGAUAGAUGCGUUUUAAGGUGGCAUUAUUCAACUGGAAACAACUGGGGAGUAUGCGAUAAUGGUACUUCGGCUCUGGGAUGCGGACCUCAGGAAACGUUCCGUUCGUGUGCCGACAUCGCAAUUAUUCAACCAACGUGGUGGAGACGUUUCAACUUUUUAAAUAACUAUUUUGCCAAAAUAAUUUGAGUUAAUUAUUAUUAUUUAUUAUAGUUUUUAAACUUGUUUGAAUACAGUCUUUUUUAACCACC